GUCCACGCCGGCCAAGACGGGCGCGGUGCGGCUUCCCAAGAAAGGGUGACGACGGCAGAGGCGACAGCUGUUCCACGGCGUCGUGUACAUUACUGCGUGCACAUCCUAUAGUCUACACCAACUAUUUUCCUGCCAUUACGCGUUCACACUCGUUCUCUCUUGGCUUGCUUUUGUGCUUGGCCCCAAACCUGGCUGCCGACUACCUCCGACUUCCGCCGCCCGGCGCCGACCCGGUCUGGUCCGUGAUUUGACUUGUCCUUCGGCUUCUGUUGCCGUGUCGCAUCCUUCCCGAAAGAACCCCUCUGAUUCGCAAGUCCGCCGAGCGACGCGGCAGCAUUCGAUAGGCGCGCCCAGCAUGGCCACAAUACGCAGCCUCGACCAUACCAAAUCCGAGGCCGAGCUGGCCAUCAACAUCAAAAAGGCGACGAGCCCCGAGGAGACUGCUCCGAAGCGGAAGCAUGUUCGAAGCUGCAUCGUCUACACAUGGGACCACAAGUCCUCCCAGUCCUUUUGGGCUGGUCUCAAGGUCCAGCCCAUCUUGGCCGACGAAGUCCAGACGUUCAAGGCCCUGAUCAUGGUCCACAAGGUCCUUCAGGAGGGACACCCCGUGACCCUAAGGGAGGCGAUGGCGAAUCGGGGGUGGAUCGAUAGCUUGAAUCGCGGAAUGAUAGGCGAGGGCGUGCGCGGCUACGGCCCCCUGAUCAAGGAAUAUGUCUACUACCUGCUUGCCAAGCUCUCGUUCCACAAGCAGCACCCCGAGUUCAACGGCACAUUCGAAUAUGAGGAGUACAUCAGCCUCAAGGCGAUAAACGACCCCAACGAGGGCUACGAGACCAUCACCGACCUCAUGACGCUGCAAGAUAAGAUCGACCAGUUUCAGAAGCUAAUCUUCUCCCACUUCCGCAAUGUGGGCAACAACGAAUGCCGGAUAUCCGCUCUCGUGCCCCUUGUCACGGAGAGCUAUGGCAUCUACAAGUUCAUCACGAGCAUGCUCAGAGCCAUGCAUUCCACCACCGGCGACAACGACGCCUUGGAGCCCCUCCGUCAGCGAUACGACGCCCAGCAUUACCGCCUGGUCAAGUUUUACUACGAAUGCUCGAAUCUGCGGUACCUCACGAGCCUCAUCACCAUCCCAAAGCUCCCGCAGGAUCCGCCAAACUUGCUGGCGGACGACGACACCGCGCCGGCUCUUCCCGCACGCCCCAAGCAGGAGAUCGAGAAGCAGCCAACUCCGCCUCCCGCGCCGAAAUCGGACGAACCGGACGAGAUCACCGAAUUCUGGAAGAGCGAGAUUGACCGGCAAAACCGGGAAUUCGAGGAGCAGCAACGCGUAUUAGAGGCCCAGCAGCAGGCCGCGCUUCUUGCCCAGCAACAGGCGCAGCUUCAGGCGCAGCGCGAAUUCGAAGAACAGCAGCGCCGGUUGCUGGAGCAGCAGCAGCGCGAGCAAGAGGCGCUGAGGGCUCAGCAGGCGCAGUGGCAGACCCAGGGACGGCUGGCCGAGCUCGAGCAAGAAAACCUCAACGCGCGCGCGCAGUAUGAGCGCGACCAGCUCAUGCUUCAGCAGUACGACCAGCGGGUAAAGGCCCUCGAGGGUGAGCUGCAGCAGAUACAAAGCAACUAUGGCCAGCAAAUAGCGAGCAAGGACGACCAGAUCCGAGCUCUGCAGGAGCAGGUCAACACCUGGAGGACCAAGUACGAGGCGCUCGCCAAGCUGUACUCUCAGCUCCGCCACGAGCACCUUGACCUGCUCCAGAAAUUCAAGGCGGUGCAGCUCAAGGCUGCGUCUGCGCAGGAGGCCAUUGAUCGGCGAGAGAAGCUGGAGCGUGAGAUCAAGACCAAGAACCUCGAGCUCGCCGACAUGAUCCGGGAGCGGGAUCGGGCUUUGCAUGAGAAGGACAGACUGCAGGGCUCCAACAAGGACGAGGUCGAGAAGCUUAAGCGAGAGCUGCGGAUGGCGCUUGAUCGCGCCGACAACCUCGAGCGCAGCAAGGGUAAUGAGCUCUCGGCCAUGCUUUCCAAGUACAACCGCGAAGUGGCAGACCUGGAGGAGGCAUUGCGCAACAAGUCCCGCGCGCUCGAGGAGGCCCAGGCCAAAUUGAGGGAUGGCAACUCGGACCUCGAGGCCCUUCUCCGCGAGAAAGAGGAGGAGCUGGAGGUUUACAAGGCCGGCAUGGACCAGACCCUGAUCGAGCUCAACGAGCUCAAGAACAACCAGGGCACCACAGAACAGGUGCUCGACGGACAGAUCGAUGCCUUGGUCCUCGCGCAGCUGGCCAAGAUCAACGAAAUCAUCGACUCGGUGCUCCAGGCCGGCGUGCAGCGCGUCGACGAUGCCAUGUACGAGCUUGAUUCUACCAUGCAAGCCGGCAACCAGAGUGCCUCGCCGUCUUACGUACUGUCGCAGAUCGAAAAGGCGUCGGCCAGCGCCACCGAAUUCGCCACGUCCUUCAACAACUUCAUCGCGGACGGCCCCAACAGCACCCCUGCGGAUCUGAUCAAGAACGUCAACAUCUUUGCCGGCGCCAUUGCCGAUGUCUGCGGCAAUACGAAGGGUCUCACGCGCCUCGCCACCGACGAGAAGAUGAGCGACUCUCUGAUCAAUGGUGCCCGCCAGUCGGCGCAUGCGACGGUGAAGUUCUUCCGCAGCCUGCUGAGCUUUAGGUUGGAGGGCAUGGAGCCGCUGCAGAAGACCGACGUGGUCAUCAACAGCAACCACGACGUGCAGAUGAACCUGCAGCGGCUCAACAAGGCCGUUGAAGCCUUUGCGCCGGGCUAUGGCAAGCUCGCUGCCAAGGGUGACCUGGGCGAGAUCGUGGACAAAGAAUUGAGCAAGGCGGCCGACGCCAUCGAGGCAGCGGUUGCUCGCCUGAACAAGCUCAAGAGCAAGCCUCGCGACGGCUACUCGACCUACGAGCUUCGGGUGCACGACUCGAUUCUGGACGCUGCCAUGGCCAUCACCACCGCCAUUGCCCAGCUCAUCAAGGCAGCCACCAUCGCGCAGCAAGAGAUCGUACAAGCCGGGCGGGGUUCGUCGUCGCGCACGGCAUUCUACAAGAAGAACAACCGGUGGACAGAAGGUCUCAUCUCGGCCGCGAAGGCGGUCGCGUCGUCGACCAACACGCUCAUCGAGACGGCCGACGGCGUGCUCUCCAACCGCAACACCCCCGAGCAGCUCAUUGUGGCAUCCAACGACGUGGCCGCGUCGACGGCCCAGCUCGUGGCCGCCAGCCGCGUCAAGGCCGGCUUCAUGAGCAAGAGCCAGGAGAACCUGGAGCAAGCGAGCAAGGCGGUCGGCGCCGCUUGCCGCGCUCUCGUCCGCCAGGUGCAGGACAUGAUCAAGGACCGGAACGCCGAGGAGGAGCAGGUCGAUUACUCGAAGCUCGGCCAGCACGAGUUCAAGGUGCGCGAGAUGGAGCAGCAGGUCGAGAUCCUUCAGCUCGAGAACGCUUUGGCUGCUGCCCGUCACCGGCUGGGCGAGAUGCGCAAGAUCUCGUAUCGGGAAGAGUAGCGGCAUCAAGUUGCAGAAAGUGUGCGCCUAUUGUUCGGUUAUCGCGUUGGGGUGGAUAGCCAGGGACAAAAUUUGCUUCCGACGCUCUCUUUUCGGCUGUAUUUUACUCUGAGCAAAUCUUUGGGAAAAAUCGUUGAGCGUGCCUUUGAGCGCAUCGCGUCGCGUGUGCUUCAUGUGGACGAGUUCCUCUGCCUUCUUAUAAACCAGUUCCUCCAUGCAGCUCUCCGGAGGGUUCCCUGCAGUAAUUGUGCAACACGUGAUCUAAUUAGCUACCUUACUCAUCAGCAUUCGAUAUGGACGGGUCCAUGGUCCAGGGUCCAGGUUCCUUUUUACA
Thermothielavioides terrestris NRRL 8126 is the source of this 3842-nucleotide messenger RNA. RefSeq lists its product as uncharacterized. Gene Ontology annotation, cellular component: clathrin-coated vesicle; actin cortical patch. The record is from RefSeq and is a predicted model, not a curated record. The transcript is spliced from 4 exons. Lineage: Eukaryota; Fungi; Ascomycota; Sordariomycetes; Sordariales; Chaetomiaceae. Bases 356 to 3508 code for a protein of 1050 amino acids. Gene Ontology annotation, biological process: actin filament organization; endocytosis; clathrin coat assembly. Gene Ontology annotation, molecular function: phosphatidylinositol-3,4-bisphosphate binding; actin filament binding; clathrin-cargo adaptor activity.